This is a messenger RNA of Oryctolagus cuniculus (rabbit), 2139 nucleotides long. The record is from RefSeq and is a predicted model, not a curated record. Lineage: Eukaryota; Metazoa; Chordata; Mammalia; Lagomorpha; Leporidae.
UGUGUGAGUCAUGUGUGAGAGGCUUCUGGAUCAGCAUGAAGCUUCAGCAGCCCCAGAAAGAACACAGUGGCAAGAAGCCCUUCAAGGGCCAAGGUGGUGGGAAGAACGUCCUGGAUAGCCACAGCCAGGCCACCACCAGAGAGGGGAAGCUACAUGGAAGCACUGCACAUAGGGCAGCCUUUCCACCCAGCUGCAGUCUUGAGCAGGUCACACAGAAGCCUUUCAAGUGCAGUGAGUGUGGGAGGGCCUUCCUGAAGGCCUUUGCUCUCCUUGACCACCUGAUAACUCACUCUGAAGAGAGACGCUUCAGAUGCCCCACAGGUGGAAAUGCCCCCAGGGAGAACUCAAUCCAUGUUAAUCACCAAAAAUUACAUACUGGGGAAGCAUCGCAUGUGUGUAAGGAAUGUGGGAAGGCCUUUAGCCACCUGUUUAAACUGAGGUUGCAUCAGAAAAUUCACGCUGGGAAAAUACAUCAUAGUUGCUGUGAACGCGGGAAAGGCUUUACCCGCAAACACUCGCUAGUUCAGCACCAGAGAGUCCACACUGGAGAAAGGCCUUAUAAGUGUCAGUGUGGCAAAGCCUUCACUUGCAGUUUCCACAUUGUUCGGCACCAGAAAGUUCACAACACAGAAAGGCCACAUGAAUGCAGACAGUCGCGAGUCUUUAGCUGUAUUUCCAGCUUCACUGAGCACCAGAAAAUACACAAUGGAGAAGGACCGUAUGAAUGCAGGGAAUGUGGGAAGGCCUUCAUUAACAGCUCUCAUCUUGUUCAACAACAGAAAGUUCAUAACACAGAAAGGCCUUUUGAGUGCAGAGAAUGUGGGAAAGCCUUAUGGCAAACGUCCAAACUUGUUCUGCACCCAAGGAGCCAUACUGGGGAAAGACCUUGUAAGUGCAACCACUGUGGGAAGGCCUUCAGUUGCUCUAACCUUGUUCCACACCAGCGAAUUCAUACUGGAGAAAAGCCUUACAAAUGCUCAGCGUGUGGGAAAGCCUUCAGUCAAAGCUCUGCCCUCAUUCAGCACCAGAAAGUUCAUACUCGAGAAAGACCUUAUGAGUGCAAUGAAUGUGGGAAAGCCUUCAGCUGUAGUUCUAACCCUGUUAAGCACCGGAUUCACACUGGAAAGAGGCCUUAUGAGUGCAGCCAGUGUGGGAAAUCCUUCAGUGAAAGCUCCAUCCUCAAUCAGCACCAGAGAGUUCACACUGGAGAAAAGCCUUAUGAGUGCAACAGAUUUGGAAAAGCUUUCCGCUACAGCUCUAACCGUUCUCAGCACCAGAAAAGUCAUGCUGGACUAGGGCCACCUAAAUACAGGAGGUAGGAGAAUGCCUGCAGCCAAAGCCAGUCUUACCCAGCACCUGGUCAGUGUGGGAAAGGAUUUAGCUGGAGCUUCUCCUUAUUAACCAUAAAAGAACUCGUGAGAACACUUCUGUGGAAGGAAUCUUUGUGAAGCAGCAGCCAAAAAUGGAAUCUUGUGUGCCACAGCACCCCUGGGGAGACUAACCUGUGAGUGUCAGGUAUAUGGAAGCUUUCAGCACUAGGUCACAUCUUUCAUCCUGUCUAGUGCGUUUGUCAGAUUAUACCACUGCCGGCUACAAUCUCACUUCUACCAGCUGGCAGGCCUCCAGUGUACUUGUCAUACUCAGGGAAGUCAGACCUCUGAACUCUCUCAUGUGGCAGAAAGAACUACGAGUGGUGGGCACCUUUUGGGGUCAUCUCAUUUUCACCUUUCCCCUUUCUCCAGUGCUUUGGCAUUGCCCUAACCUAGUUUUCAACGAGGCUGUGGACUUCCAGGAAUUUCCCUUUUUCUUGGUCCUUGUUGAGCUUGACACCUGCAGUGCACUUGUUGAGCCUUAAUGUCACCCAGCUUUGGAACUGCCUGCCUCCAGUGUGUGACAAUAAAGGCCUCGCUGGGGGCUGGCACUGUGGCACACAAGAUUAAGCACAGCUUGCCACACUGGCAUCCCAAAUUGGAGCAAUGGUUCGAGGACUGGUUGCUCUGCUUCUGAUCUAACUUCCUGCUAAUGUUCCUGGGAAAGCAGCAGAUGAUGGCUUAAGUGCUUGAGCCCCUGUCACCCAAAUUUGUCACAUGUGAUAGUGAACUUGGUCACAGGAGACUCAGCUCUGCAGAACCUGAGAGG